Molecule: messenger RNA, 1119 nt
Organism: Colletotrichum higginsianum IMI 349063
Lineage: Eukaryota; Fungi; Ascomycota; Sordariomycetes; Glomerellales; Glomerellaceae
Exons: 1
Coding region: 1-1119 (372 amino acids)
Source: RefSeq, a predicted model, not a curated record
AUGGACCACACCACCACCGCCGCGGUUGACGGCGGCGACGGUGCCGCCGAAGGUUUAAUGAAUAUGACGAACGCAGCCUCGCCGAAAUCAGCCUCGCAGCACGAGCACCAUCUCGUCUACCAUCGCCAGCAACCACUACCACCACCGUUUCCCCACCGACGCACCUCGUCCGGCGCAAAUUUCCUCUCCAAGCUUCCCUUCAUGCGCUCCCACUCAGAUGGGAAGCAGCAGCAACCUCACGAGGCCAUCGAAGACGCAUCGCGCUCCCCGCCGACAUCGAUGUCGACCAUUACGCAGCAGCAGCAGCAACAGCAGCAAAAAUCGCGACGGAGAAAGGGCUCUCUUAGAAAGGUGGCCUUGCUGGGGAGGGGCGCGCAAAGGGAGCGCAAAGAAGCGAGGCAGCUCACCAUUGACACAUCACACACCGUCUCCCGCGUUAUGGAUGGCGCCUUCGCCCGAUCGCACACGACUCCCGAGCAUGACCCGCUCGGGCUUAACAUCUCGGACCUGACACCGCGGCCUUCGAUGGAGGGGUAUGCUAGCAGAUCGAGCGUCGCGGAAUCCUCUCUACCAACGUCGACGAGUCUGCCGCAACCUACCGAUACAGAAUCGGUCAUCACAAGCCCCACGAUAUCCUACACCUCCACGACAGACGAAGACGACGUAUUGCACAUACCAAACCACAUCCCAUCACCGUUGCGUCCAGACUUAUCUCUGUCGUCGGGGUCUGAUUCAUACUUCGGGAACCGCUCAAGGCGGCGGUCUCUGCUGCAAGCCAAGUCACCGCUCUCGUACAGCGGGCUCUCUACGACCCCGUUACCGCCUAAUGACGCUGAAUGGGACUACUCGGAAACGGAGUGGUGGGGCUGGGUCGUUCUGAUCGUAACGUGGAUCGUCUUCGUCGUGGGUAUGGGCUCGGUUCUGGGAAUUUGGAGCUGGGCAUGGGACGUCGGGACGACGCCGUACGCCCCCCCGGAGCUUGAGGACGAUCCGACGCUGCCCAUCGUGGGGUACUACCCGGCUCUCAUCAUCCUCACCUGUAUCAUGGCCUGGGUGUGGGUUAUCGUGGCAUGGGUGGGCAUGAAGUACUUCCGCCAUGCUAAGAUCAGUGGGGAGUGA